Molecule: messenger RNA, 5563 nt
Organism: Linum trigynum
Lineage: Eukaryota; Viridiplantae; Streptophyta; Magnoliopsida; Malpighiales; Linaceae
Source: the annotation of a GenBank genome assembly
AGCAAACGUCUGAAAAAAGGCCAAUACUAAGGUGCCGCUAUAAAAAGUGCGGCAUCGGUGACGCACUCUCUGAUUGAGCCACCUAAGGUAUGAUGUGGCAGCGGUUGGAUUCAUUAAAAUCAAUCCAACUCCAUGGCUCACGAGAACUGGUUCAAACCAAAAGCUGCCCAAAGUAACGGACUAAGAGCUUCCGUCUUUCAAUAUUUGAAUCCAUCUUCCCUCACUAUUUUUGUAUUCAUGAAAUUAUUUGAAGUUCAUUUGACAGCAUUUGUUUAUCUAUGGAGUGAAAGAAGGAUCCAAAAACAUAGCAAAGGGUCGUCUUCCCCGGUCUCCCGGCUGAGUGUGAAAGGAACAAAAUGCUCUGACGAACUUCUGCGCCAGCGAUGUAAUCUCCCAUAUAUCUUCUUCGAUUCAGCUCCACAAAAAUCAUGCACUAUCUCUGUUCUCUAUAUCGCAUUCCCCUGAUUUUGGCCCCCACGUCCUAGAUCCGAAUUCCGAUACUGCGUCGGCCUAUCUGUUCGCUUGGUUCUGUAGGGUUUAUGGGGUCGUAACGCCAGAUAGUAUUCGAUGUGAACCCCCCUCAUACGUGGUCGACAUUGCUGCUCUUGUUUAUCCAAUUAUUCAAAAAGGUUAAGAGGUGGAGGAAAAGUUGUUGCGUUGAUUUAUCUAAGGUAGGUUCUGGGUUAGCAAACUAGCUUUUUCUUUCAAUUUCCAUUUCCUAGGUCGACGAAGUCGGGCGUUCUUCAUUUAAGUGCUGGUGAGGUUGAGGAAAAAGACCGGUUUUGAUCAACAAGCAUUGGGUGGAUUUCAGAACCCCGUCGUCGACCAUUGCCAAUUCAGGCCAUCUUAAGUUCCGUGAAUCUUCUGCUAAGUAAAACCCCCUCUAGUUGAUCGUGAAUGAAGGAAACUCGUUAUUGAAAUUUGUGGAUGUUAAAUGAGCGAAUGAUCGUGAAUGAAGGAAACUCGUUAUUGAAAUUUGUGGAUGUUAAAUGAGCGAAUAAGGUAUUGGUUGGUAAUGGUAUUCUAGGGGCCAAGUUGAAACAACCGAGGCUAAGUUUGAGAAUCACCAGAAGUCUAUAAAGGUGUGAAAGAAAAGCAACUGCUUAACUUCCCAGAACACAACAGUUCCUUCCAUCCAGUAGCUGCAACACUCUCGUAUCAUAGUCAUAGGAAUGUCGGAAGAAUCAUACUUUUUGAUGGAAGUAUAGAUCACUUAGAGCCUGAUCGAGUUGCAGUCUGGUCUGAAUUGGCUGGUGAGUUUACUUUGGUUCCGUGGUCUAUAAUUAUGUUGAAUUCUUGAUAAGGGAUGACUUUUGACUGUUAUCAUUCGCAGGUGAUUGAAGAAUUUGAUUGAAGAAUGCAAAGGAUGCAUGCAUUUUUCAUUUACACAUUGAGACAGACAUUGAGAUAUAUACCGGAACAAUUAAUACAUUAUUAUCGUUUGUGAAAAAACAACAGAAGCUAAACUUAUAUGUUUCUUGAGGAUUACUACUUGGAUCUAUAGUUAAACCUUACCAUCUAAAAGCUUCCACGAACAUGUAUCCACGAUAUAGACAUUACCAACAUAACAGAAUAUUAAAAAAAAAACCACAGUUUAACAAAAAAAUCAAACUAGAGUUUACAUCAUUUCAUGUUCUUCUGCAACCUGCAUAAACGCAGAGGUUAGGCAUAAGAUCUUAAAAACCAUAUGAUCAUACAUCAUUAGACAAUGACAAGGGCAAAAGAUGAAAACAGAGAGCAGAACUAAAACUCAGUUCAAUUAAAAGAUCUGAAGCAACGAAAAAAAAGACAACGACAUUGGUCAUAUUUCAAUCUUUUCAUCACUGGGAAACAAAUUCAUCAUCAACUAUACAUAAGCAUUUCCAUUCUACUGCCCUCUUCCUUCAACUGCUCAUAACUAUAUCAUCCCAUUACGAGCUACUAAUGCUCAAGGAUGAUUUUUUUGUAGCUUUGGAGAUCUCCACCAUGCGCUGAGAAAUCGCCGUCCCAUCACCUGGAGCAACGGAAAAAUGCUUCAACCAAUGGAAAAUUGCUUCAACUUACGCUUAAGCCAGCAAACUGGAGCUGCAACUGCAAUUAACCAAAUAGAUUUCCAUCAGGAUGCUACAUGCCACGGUCUCUGAUGAUGUAUGAUCAGUAACAAUAGAUUCCUAUGGUAUGGGAAGCAUCAUACUCAUUUGCUAAGGGUUAAAUUGCUAACCUGUAACCCCAUCGAACAUGAUCCAAGCUCCCAAACCUUUAAAUUAUUUAAAGCAGUCAUUCACGGUACCUAGUUCUUUUUUUUCGUUGAAUCACAGUACCGUUACUCACGGUACCUAGUUCACAUACCAUAACACUACCCAUGUUUAUGCCAACUGAAAAAAGCACUUAGCUGCAGACACUACCCAUGUUUAUGCCAACUGGAAAAAAAGUACUUAGCUGCAGAAUGCCCCAAAUGCACUGGUAAAGCAAUCAAUAUAUGAAGCCAAGAGUAUAAUCUCAAACAUCAGAGCAAGAAAAGCUCCAUCAGGGAGUAACAUAAUGACAAAGUAAUUUAGUUCAUAUAGUUUACUAAUAACAUAAUGACAAAGGAAUCACGUCAUCAUCAAGGUCUGGUUCUUCCAUUUCAGAUGCCAUGAAAGCAUAUGCUAAACGUUGAUAAGCAGCAGCUUAUAAUGAAGAUGCACGAACAUAGGUAAACUGGCCAAGUACAUUUCCUCGUAGUUUAAUUAUGAGAAGAAGUAAGGCAGCUUACAAAAUCUAAGUCUUCUUCAACAUAAUCAGCAGAAUGGACGACUCCACUUUAAGUAUGGCUCUUAAACUUCAUUCGAUCUUCUUGAUUCAACUGUGACAAAUACGGUUACCAGUAAAACAAAUGGUGUUUAUAAACUAACUGUUUUAAUGAACAAAAAGUCGGCAAAUUAGGGACUGAUGUCUCAACAGCUAUUUGGACUUCUUCAGGACAGGGAAGCUUCUCACAGAGGUAAACUCCACCUACCUGGCUCUUAUACCUAAAAUGCUAAAUGAUGACUGCAUGAAGCAGUUUAGGCCUAUCUCCUGCUGUAACAUCUUUUAUAAAUGCAUAGCUAAGGUCCUUGCAAACAGAUUACGAGAGGUUCUUCCCCUAGUUAUAAGUCAAAACCAAUCUGCCUUCAUUAAAGGGAGACUCAUUAGUGAUAAUGUGUUGCUUGCUCAUGAGAUGGUUAGGCUUUAUAAUAGGAAAUCUGUAUCACCUAGAUGUGCUUUAAAGGUUGACAUAAUGAAGGCAUUCGAUAGUGUGGACUGGGACUUCUUGGAAACAGUUAUGGGGGCAAUGGGGUUUCCUAGCCAGUUUGUAAAAUGGAUCAGUAUAUGCCUGCACAGUACCAAGCUCAGUGUUAGCUUUAAUGGGGGCCUCUGUGGUUAUUUCUCUUCAAAAAAGGGGUUGAGGCAAGGGGACCCUUUGUCCCCUUACCUAUUCACAAUCUCAAUGGAAGUGUUGUCUUGUAUGUUGAAUAGGGCCUAUGUGCUCAAAACUCUUCCCCCACAUCCCCAAACACAUAGGAUAGCUCUAUCCCACCUUUGUUUUGCGGAUGACUUGCUCAUUUUUACUAAAGGGACUUGUGAGGCAGUGGAGACCACAAAACAGAUCCUAGACAUAUUCUAUACUGUGUCAGGAUUGAAAUGCAAUCCAACAAAAAGUGAAGUUUUCUGUGCUGGAAUAGAUGCUGAAACUAAGGGUCAAAUCACUAUGAGAACUGGAUUUGUAGUUGGGGCACUUCCAGUACGUUACUUGGGAGUCCCCCUGAUUGCUGGGAAGUUAAAUACUGCUGAUUGUGCUGCUUUAGUUGAAAAGAUAACUGCUCGAAUUAAGGGUUGGAAUGUCAGAGCUCUCUCCUAUGCUGGGAAACUGCAAUUAGUUACAGCUGUUAUUUCUAGUAUAACACAAUACUGGAUGGGGAUUAUUACUCUGCCUGUCAAAGUGAUCAAGCAGGUUGAAAAACUCUGCUCUGAUUUUCUUUGGAAUGCUGAGGAGGACGGAAAAAAGGCAAAGAUAAACUGGAAAUAUGUGGCUAGGCCAAAACAGGAGGGAGGUUUGGGGUUCAAGGAUCUCAGAAGUUGGAAUUCUGCCUGUCUUAUCAGGCAUCUAUGGGCGUUGGCUUCUAAUUCCUCCUCUCUAUGGGCUCACUGGGUUCGUCAGUAUCAGCUCACCUAUACAUCUAUCUGGGACAUUCCAUCUUCAAUAAACUGUUCUUGGGCAUGGAGGAAGGUCUUAAUGCAAAGGGACUAUGCAGAGAACCAUCUAUCUGUUAGACAUUCUGAGGUCUAUUGGGAUGGCCAGCUUAUGAGCAAGUACUCAGUAAAGAAAGUUUGGGAGUCUCUUCGACCCAAAUAUGAUAAGGUUCCUUGGUAUGGAUUAGUCUGGAAAUCUCUAUGUACACCUCGAGACAAAGUUCUUGGGUGGCUUAUUAUCCUCAACAGGAUAAGCACAUUGGACAAGGUGCAGGCUUGGAGUCCAUCUGUUAACAACAUAUGUCCCCUAUGUACAGCUGCACCAGAGUCAAGAAGUCAUUUGUUUUUUGAUUGCCCUUAUUCUCAAAAGGUCUUGCAGGCUGUCUUUCACUCGAGGUUCCAAGUAGGAGGAAGCUGGGAUGAGAACUUGGCGAUUGCUUUAGGCCGGUUUAAAACAACUUCACCAAAUUCUGACAGGGGCAGGCUGUUUUGGUUGACAGUGGUGAGUGAGUUAUGGCGAGAGCGGUGUCGACGGUUGUAUGGUAACGAGACUCUAACAGAGGAACAGCUGCUGAAGAAACUGCAGCGGAUGCUGCUUUUACUAAGGAGUGGUUUCCCUCAAGUUAGUUCAGUAGUCAGUGAGGCCGAGAUAAUCAGUAUAGUGUAACACAUUUGUUUGAUUCUUGUUUUUAGACAGGUUUGUUGUUGUUAGCUGUUGUAGUUGUAGCCAGGGUGCUUGCCACAGUCUCUGUAAUCAGACAGUUUGUAGCUUGGUACCAGUUAGAAUGGUGUUUUACCAUUCUUUCUUGAUGAAUACACAACUUAUUCAUCAAAAAAAAAAAAAGUCGGCAAAUUGAUGAUCCAUUCACCUGCUUAUCUAGAGUGUAAAAGUCAGUGUCAUGUUCCGAGUAUACAAUGUCAGCUUGAAGUAACAUAAAGAAGAAGAAGAAAAAACAGAAGGAGAGAAUGUUAACUAGAUCUGAACCAGGAUAUCAAAGAAUGACUUACAAAUUCAUGCAAAAGGAUUUUCUUGAUGCUUUCAUAUUCAUUAAACCUUUGAGAUCAUCAGUUCUAAGCCACAGUGAUAUAUCCUUCCUAGCCACGGUUCUGAACAAGCAAACAAAACUCGCACGAAUCAAUAUGAAAUUCGAUGAAACCAUAUCUAAGUCAAACUGUUUGGAUAUUGGAACCAAAACAAAAUUAGAUCUCUAGAAGUUCAUAAUCCAAAGGAAACAGUUACCUCAUUGAAUCACGGCUCAUUGGCUGAUGUCAGAGAUGAAACGGAUACGGUGACAACCCCCUUGGGGGUUGUCAGAUUCACAACCAAGGGUAUUUUGGGUAUGAAAAAAAGGAAUAUAUUAAUUACCUUUUU